This is a messenger RNA of Rhagoletis zephyria (snowberry fruit fly), 2816 nucleotides long. Its product is annotated as chloride channel protein 2-like. Lineage: Eukaryota; Metazoa; Arthropoda; Insecta; Diptera; Tephritidae. The record is from RefSeq and is a predicted model, not a curated record. Gene Ontology annotation, molecular function: voltage-gated chloride channel activity. Gene Ontology annotation, biological process: transmembrane transport; chloride transport. Gene Ontology annotation, cellular component: plasma membrane.
UUCAUCUUGUGUAUCUUAGGUGUACUCUUCAGUAUUGAGGUAACCACCACAUAUUUUGCUGUGCGUAAUUAUUGGCGUGGCUUCUUUGCGGCUGUUUGUGGCGCGACGGUGUUUCGCCUAUUAGCGGUGUGGUUUCACAAUGCAGACACGGUGCGCGCGAUAUUCCUUACAAACUUCACCACCGAAUUCCCGUUCGAUCCGCAGGAAUUAUUCGUGUUUGCGUUGAUGGGCGUUGUCUCCGGCAUUGGUGGAGCUGCCUACGUUUGGGUGCAUCGCCGUUAUGUACUCUUCAUGCGUUCCAACAAGAAGAUGAACAAAUUCUUGCAGAAAAAUCGGUUUCUCUAUCCGGGCUUUCUGGCGCUGCUCGUUUCUACUCUCUCAUUUCCGCUAGGCACCGGCCAGUUCAUCGCUGGCGAACUGAGCACACACGAACAAGUUACACAGUUGUUUAGUAAUUUCACAUGGUCACGCGACGAUCUCACUGUGGAGCAGGCGGCCAUUGUUACACAUUGGGUUACUAGUUACACCAAUAUAUUCAUCAAUCUCUCCAUCUAUAUUGUGUUCACCUUUUUCAUUUCCAUCAUCGCCUCCACCAUACCAGUGCCUUCGGGUAUUUUUAUACCCGUUUUCAAAAUUGGCGAGUUGGGACGUCUCAUUGGCGAAAGUAUGCAUUUGUGGUUUCCGCACGGCGUGCGCUACGGCGGUCGUCUAUCGCCCAUCAUACCCGGCGGUUAUGCCGUUGUAGGUGCGGCAGCAUUUUCCGGCGCCGUGACGCAUACCGUUUCGGUAGCGGUAAUCAUUUUCGAGAUGACCGGCCAGAUAACACACGUUGUACCGGUGAUGAUCGCAGUGUUAAUAGCGAACGCCAUUGCAGCCCUUCUACAACCGUCCAUGUACGACAGUAUUAUAUUGAUUAAGAAACUGCCGUAUCUGCCCGAUCUGCUGCCAUCCAGUUCAGCGAUGUACAGCAUCUAUGUGGAGGAUUUUAUGGUACGAGAUGUGAAAUACAUCUGGCAUGGCAUUUCGUAUCAAAAACUCAAGGAGGUGCUGAAGGCGAACAAAACGCUCCGAUCUCUACCGCUGGUCGAUAGUCACGAGAAUAUGAUACUGCUCGGUUCCGUACAACGUUAUGAAUUGAUUAAAAUGAUUGAAAAACAUAUUGGACGUGAGAAACGCAUGGAGGUGGCACAAAAGUGGCAAAAGGAAGCGGAAGAACGCGCCCGCGAAGAAGAGAAGAAGAAACAAGAGGCUGAAUUGAAAAUACGUCGUCCUUCUCGCUUCGAAGUAUUACCCGCUCCCGACAUACUUAGUUUGCGGCAAAUUGCCAACGAUGAAAUGUUGCCGCCCAAACAACGCCAAGAAUCGCUCAAUAAUAAUUUGGCACCACGAAAAUCCAUUUUGAAAAAGACAAACUCCUUUAAUUUAAAAACAUUCGCACCUACCUCACCGCACAGCCCUAACAUUACCCCAUACACCACCAUCACGGGCACCGAGCAUCGCAUUCGUUCCGCCUUUGAGGCGAUCUUCCGUAAAUCGAAUACUCUGCAGGAUGUACACCCGGAUCCGGAUGCUGGCAGCAUAUCGCCGGCUGUGAGCGCCAAUGAGGUGCCGCAUGUACAGCGCGCGCCCAGCAUCUCGAAGAAAGUUCAAUUGCAAGCACAAAAUACUGUGGAGUCUACAGAACAAGAUCGAAAGCCAACGCCUCCGAGCUCGCCGGAUAGCAUAAAAAACAAUAAAUUUUCUCAAAUCGCACCUAAUUCACCGGUAUUAAAAAAGAAAAACAAGAAACCGAAUCAUGUUCGUCCACGAAGCUUAAGUUCAUCACCCGUCCAUGCCAAAGUUAGAACAAAAUUAGCCAAUACAAGAUGGGAUCAAUCUAUGCUGCCAGCACCACCAAAAAAAGGUAUACUACGAAAGUCACAUUCAACCACGGAUUGUUCGAAUGCCAAAGCAAAUGCUGCUAUUAGAUGGAAUACUUUCAUGGAAAAUACCCAGGCUGCAUUGAAUUCGAGUGAACCGAAAACAAUGAGCAUGAAAAAGACGAAGUCGGUCACACUGCCACGCGAACGUGUCAUCGAUAUGUCGCCGGAGGAUCAAAAGAAAUGGGAAAUGGAAGAAAUGUCGAGAUCAAUCGAUCUAGAACAGGCCAAUGUAAAUAUCGAUCCAUCACCAUUUCAGCUGGUCGAACGCACCUCAAUACUCAAAGUGCAUUCGCUGUUCUCAAUGGUGGGCAUAAAUCACGCUUAUGUGACGAAAAUCGGACGUCUUGUGGGUGUUGUGGGACUGAAAGAGCUGCGCAAAGCUAUUGAAGACAUCAAUAGCAAUAAUUUCGUAGUACAAAGUCAGGCAAAAGAUGACGUAGAAGCCGAUCACCGAUCAGCGGCCGAGAAGCCAUUGCUAACGCCACCUUUGCCGCCGUCGCCGCAUGCCACGAGUGACAGAGAGGUCAAUACGACAGUGACCUCUAUGGAUUCGGCGCUGUCACAUUCGGAUAAUUGCUCCGAUAUUGAAAUGGAACACAUGAAGGGGGAGAGUAGUGGUGAGGAACAACAACAACAACAACAACAGCUGCUGCAGCAACAACCACAACAUAACCAACAAAUCUACAAUACAACAGGGACAAAUACGCCAACAACAAAUGGCACACCAACAAAAUCAACAAAUGAGCCAUAGCAAGUACAUAUAUAUUGAAUAGACAUACAUACAUACAAAUAUACCUAGAUACAGACAUAAAUGAAUAGUCCACUUAUGUACAUAUGUCUGAAGUGAUUUUGUUAAAGAAAAGUUAACUGAGCUAAAUUGUAUUAAAUUUAGUA